AUGGCCGAUUCAGGCGACUGGACCUGCGAUGCUAACGAUGCAAUCCAACUCACCUUAGUCAAACCAGGAGAACAAAAGCCAACCACGGCAGAGAUUUUUCACCCCCAAUUCACAUACCCAAUCUUCGGCGAUGAAGAACAGAUAUUCGGCUACAAAGGUCUCAUCAUCAGAUUGCGCUUUGCGACACAUGAUUUACGCACUCAUGUUCACAUUUCGUUUGAUGAGAAAUUCAAGGCUGUGGGAGAUGCCGCUGCGGUGGAUUUGAACAAGACUUUGAGAGAAUGGGUGUCGGAAUCCGCCUUUACGAAAUUGUCCGAUUACGAGAAUUCUGUUCAGAAUGACCCUAAAGCAAAAGACUUCACACCGCCAGGCAAACUCGUUCAUUCGUACAAAUCGAAAAACAGAAAUUAUGAGAUCUGGGCCGGAUCGCUUGCGGAUGAUGCUGUGCGCAACCUUCUGGGACGAGCGCAGGUCUUUAUCCCAUUCUUCAUUGAAGGAGGAACUCCGUUAAUUCUUGACGACCCUGAAUGGACCUUGGAGAGAUGGACCGUUUAUUUUGUCUACGAGAAAACCACACCUACCACGCCAACAGAGUCACAGUACUCAUUUGUCGGAUAUUCAACUGUAUACCGGUGGUGGUUCUUUCCAGAACAACAUGGCGAUAAAGUCGUCAAAAACGACACCUUCCCAUACCCCGAAGAACUACGAUUUUCACAACUUCCAUCCCGUUCCCGCAUCGCACAAUUCCUCAUCCUACCACCACACCAAGGCUCCGGCCACGGCUCCCAACUAUACAAUGUCAUCCACAAAGCUUGCAUAGCCGACAAGACCGUCGUAGAACUGACUGUCGAGGACCCCAACGAAUCUUUCGACGUCCUCCGCGACUCUGCGGAUUACCACAAUCUCUACCACGCCUUCCUCGACGAGGACAUCAACAUCAACCCAAACCCUUACGCAGAUCUCAAGGUGUCUGGCAAACGCCGACCACGCAACAUGCCCACAUCCUCCCUGAUCCCAACACAAAAACUCGCCGAGAUUCGCACAAAAUACAAGAUCGCGCCUACCCAAUUCGCACAUAUCCUCGAAAUGUAUCUCCUGUCUAGGAUCCCAUCCCGCAAACGUGGAGGCACAAACAUGGUGCGCUUACUCAUCAAAAAACACAAUGCCGCAGACGAGGAUGAUAGACGCUACUACUGGUGGCGCAUGCUCGUCAAACAGCGCCUCUACAAACGCUCGCGCGACAUUUUGAUCCAACUCGAACUCCAAGACCGAAUCCAGAAGUUAGAUGAAACCGUCACGAAUGUGGAAGAAGGGUAUGAUCAGUUGUUGACUGUGUUUGAUGCUCGAGAGAAAGGUAGAGCAACGUUUGCGCCGGAUGUGGACUCGGAUGCUGAUGCUGUCAUUACAGCAGGAGGGAUUACUACUAUGCAUGCGUUGCGGGCGAAGCGGAAGUAUGCUAUUGAAGAUGAGGAUGAGGAUGAGGAGGAUGAUGAUGUUGAGUUGAUUGAGGCGGGCCAAGCGGCAAAGAGGCCUAAAAUCUAG
This is a messenger RNA of Talaromyces amestolkiae, 1542 nucleotides long. RefSeq lists its product as uncharacterized. Gene Ontology annotation, cellular component: nucleus. NCBI's taxonomy places the organism in Eukaryota, Fungi, Ascomycota, Eurotiomycetes, Eurotiales, Trichocomaceae. The record is from RefSeq and is a predicted model, not a curated record. Gene Ontology annotation, molecular function: histone H4 acetyltransferase activity. Bases 1 to 1542 code for a protein of 513 amino acids. Gene Ontology annotation, biological process: subtelomeric heterochromatin formation. The transcript has 4 exons.